AUGGCCAACUCAAGUCUCUCUAUCCCCGAAUCUUACGCAUCUAUAGGAUACAAAGAUAUACUCAUCAGCCAUGUCCCACCCGACGCGCCCACAGCAACCAAGGUAGUCGUUGUUACACUCAACAGACCCAAACGACACAAUGCCGUAAACGAAAACAUCCUCAUCGAGCUUGAGUCGGCUUUCAAACUUUUUAACAUAGACCAGCGGGUCCGCGCUAUCGUACUCACCGGCGCAGGCAAGUCCUUCUGCGUUGGGAUGGAUCUGUCAGGCGGACCGGCUGGUUUGAUGAAGAUCAAGGAAAAUGAGAAGACGAUGAAAGAAUGGAAAGAUCCUGGUGGCCGAGUUGCGCUCGCCAUUUCAGACUGCAUUAAGCCAACUAUCGUCGCCGUCAACGGCGCAGCGGCAGGCUUCGGCCUCACCUCCAUCCUCUCAGCCACGAUCCGCGUAGCCUGGAAAGACGCCAAGCUCAGCAUGCCCUUCGCCCGCCGCGGUCUCACGAUGGAAUCCAUAAGCGCCUUCUACCUCCCCAAAAUACUCGGCCUCUCGAAAGCCAUGCACAUGACGGCGACGGGAAACACCUACGUCGCGUCGGAUCCCAUCGUCAGCGGCCUCUUCUCGAAUCUCCUCCCCACGCCCGAAGCCGCGUUGCAAUACGCCCUCGAGACGGCAGUCGACAUGGCGGAGAACACGUCGCUCAUGAGCACGAAGAUGAUGAGGGACCUGAUGCUCUACGGCCCCGACACCCCCGAGGAAACUCACCUGCUGGACUCGAGGGUGUUCAUCGCCUCGGCUGGGUCGCCGGACAAUGUGGAGGGUCUCAAGUCUUUCGCGGAGAAGCGCAAGCCGAAAUUUUCUGGGGCUAUUGAUAGGACUGAGUUCCCGUUCUGGCCUUGGUGGAAAUUUGGUGCUGAAGAGCUGAUACCCGGUUUGAAGGCCAAGCUUUGA
This is a messenger RNA of Colletotrichum karsti, 945 nucleotides long. RefSeq names its product enoyl-CoA hydratase/isomerase. The coding region runs from base 1 to 945 and encodes 314 amino acids. The record is from RefSeq and is a predicted model, not a curated record. Lineage: Eukaryota; Fungi; Ascomycota; Sordariomycetes; Glomerellales; Glomerellaceae. The transcript has 2 exons.